Cryptotermes secundus is the source of this 3019-nucleotide messenger RNA. RefSeq names its product probable G-protein coupled receptor B0563.6. Gene Ontology annotation, molecular function: G protein-coupled receptor activity. The coding region runs from base 713 to 1999 and encodes 428 amino acids. Gene Ontology annotation, cellular component: membrane. The record is from RefSeq and is a predicted model, not a curated record. NCBI's taxonomy places the organism in Eukaryota, Metazoa, Arthropoda, Insecta, Blattodea, Kalotermitidae. Gene Ontology annotation, biological process: G protein-coupled receptor signaling pathway. The transcript has 5 exons.
CGGUUCUUUGAAUCUUACGAUGGAGGUAGAAAAACCCUCCGAAACAUCGGUAACGAUCUACGAGACUAUACUGCUUUAGGCCCCAGGAGACAUUAAUCUUUAUAGUUACCGCCAUGAUGAAUUCAGGUCUCACUCUUGCACAGCGCUUGGUUCGAAACUCGCCCGGGAGAUCGCUAUUCGGACUGAUACUUUUCAUGAUUUUCCUCAGAUCCUGCUCACAAAUUCGGGGGUAGAUUGUGAAUUAGGCGACUGCCGCUUCCUACCAAAUCCUUUUGAAACUGUCAUUAAUCACUCUUAACUUGACGCUGUGUAGUCUAGAUGCUAGAUGACGUUACAGUUACACACGUAUUAGAAACGGCUCUUAACGACUCCUAAGGCGAAGCUCAUCUGCCGAAGAACAUUUUAAGUGUGGGUUCGUACCUCACAGGGAACACUGUGCUUUCUCAUUUAUAGAGGCCAGGCGGUUAGUGAUGCUUGCGCAACAGUUGCCGUUUGCUCUCAAACCCAAGCGAGUCCUGUGCAGAUGAAAUGUCGUGUUAAGUAAACCUAAAAUAAGGCCUUGGAAGCGUGUGACAGUUUAUUGUGUUCGUCUUUCUGAAGAAAUGGCCGUGAACAUAUGUUCCUGUCUUGCUGACAUACGGUUAGUCGCGAAGUGAGUGUGUGCACCAAAUGACACGUCCGUUCUAACACGGCUGAGUUUAUCCCCGCCGAAAUGGGCAGCCUGGCGUCCCUACUUCCGGAUCAAGAGGACGCCCCUCCGUGUUCAGUGUCACCCAACUCGACGUCCCUGGUUCUGCAGAAGCCUGAGGAUCCGAGGGACGAGACCUUGCGCCGCUACUCCUACGGAGUGGCCAUGCCGGCUAUCUGCUUCCUCGGCAUCCUGGGAAACGUGCUCAACCUGGUGGUACUGACGAGGCGCAACAUGAAGGGCAUAGCUUACAUCUACAUGAGGGGCUACUCUGCGGCUGCGCUGCUCGCCAUCUUGUUCGCCAUUCCCUUCAGCCUGAGGCUCAGGAUAUACAAAGACUCGGGCCGGUGGAGCAACCUGCCCCAGGCUCUGUACCAUGAACACAUGGAGCUCUUUCUGGGAAACGCCUGCUUGGGCGUCGGCGUUAUGAUGCUGCUGGCGCUCACUGUGGAGCGCUAUGUAUCCGUGUGCCACCCCGGAAGCAGCCAGCCCCUGAUGGGGCCCCCGCGCCUUAUCGUGUCGCUCAUUCCCCCACUCACGUUCCUACUGUACCUCCCCAACGUGUUCCGCAAUGAACUGAGGCCGUGUUUCGCCUCCCCCGAUGGGCCCCUGUUCUACCAGAGGGAGGACAACAAGCGGUUCCUCAAUUCAGUGUUCUACUCUGUCUACAAGGUGGUGCUGGAGGUCGUUUUCAAGGUGGGGCCCACCGUCCUGCUAGCAGCCCUUAACAUGAGGAUAAUGAUCGUGUACCGCCGGUCCUGCGAGCGAAGGCGCAGGAUGACCCUGUGCAGGACCUCUUCAGACGAGGAUCCCCGGAAAUUCGCAGAGGAGCGGCGCCUUAUCCUGCUGCUGGGCAGCACGUCGAUCCUCUUCCUGGUGUGCGUCUCCCCGAUGGUCAUCCUGAACGUGACGCUCUCCGAGACGAACCUGAGCCUCUACUCCUACCAGGUGUUCCGGGCCGUGGCGAACCUCCUGGAGGUCACCAACUACUCCAUGACCUUCUACAUUUACUGUUUGUUUUCUGAAGACUUUAGGAACACGCUCCUGAGGACAUUCAGAUGGCCUUGGAAAGGAAGUGCGCCGACAGCAUUCCCAGACGCCCAUAAUGCCGUGGUCAAGAAGCACGUGACCGGAACCAAGUCCAGCGCUCCGCCCACAACAACCACAACGUCGGCGACGAACAACAACAGCGCCGCAACAACAGUUUGCCUGUCCGUGGGUUCUAACAACACAACGCAAAAAUUAUUGAAGGGGUUGAGGGGUUGCCGGCCCCUUCAGGGGUACGGAGACGGUGGCACUGCCAGUGUAUAACGGGAACCUACCCGUCAUAACGCGGGGAACCCCCCCCCCCGUCCGUGUUGCCAGGCCCGGCUAUUCUGGCAGAGGGUCCAUUGGCCCAUGUGCGGUGUUUGGGAGUUAUAUGCCCUUCUUCUUUCUCGCGAUGCAGCGGCAACCACUGCCUCGCUAUAUCCUGACGCUUACUCAAUAUGCCGGUUCUGAAGGAAACUUGUGUCACAGUGCAUCGUCUUUCUUUUCGAAACAACUUAGCAUAUGCUUAAUUGAGCACUGGGUCAUGAAGACUUGUGGCAGAGUGGAGGUAUAGUUCCAUGCAUUCUUAACCCCAGCACUAGAUUAAGGUGAGUCAGUGGUCAGCCUCGAAAACCGGCCGCUUUACCCUCCAGGAAGGUCCCCCCCCCCAAUUUCCAAUUGUAUAUUAACGAUGGGUGGGCCCCGCAGCCAGUGUGGACGGUCUGAACAGGAGACCAACUCCGUGACUCUGCUGGGAAUCGAACCCUGUUUCUAGUCACUGUACUGAAUUAGCUACCUAACUUCAAGUAAUUUUCAUGCAGAGCUCUGCGAGUGUGGAUGGUUGGGUUCCUGGAUUUUGCUCAUUCGUUCGUUCAUCCGAACAUUAGACGACGUUUCGGGAACUAUUUCUGAUGGACAUAACUGAAUAAUACACACCUUUUUACCAGAGGACGGAAGCAGAUUCAAUAUCCGAAACGCUGUGUUCUGUUUUAAUAUUAUACAAUGGGAAAAGUCGAGAAACUCAGUAAUAAUGUAGAGUGCUGUCUUCAGGUACAUAACGCCGUGUAGUCUGGUAGAAGUUAGCCGACGUUUCGGAAAGUGCGCACCAGUCUUCAGAGUCAGAGAUAUGCUAAGCAAGAGCAAGAAGUAAUCACCAAGUUUCCUGUGGCGAUGAACUUUCGCCGGACUACACGGCGUCACAUUUGUAUCCUAUACCACGCUGUCAAAAUUCUUGGCAUGAGAUAGAUUUUAAUGCUAACUUUAUAAUCUACCUAUAAGUUAAAAACAAAGCUAAAUAAAUUA